UGGAGCUGAAGCAUGGACCUGUCUGCUGCUGUGUUUCUCUCCUUGGGAUGGCUGCUGCUGCGGUUUGCUGCGGGGGAACUGGAUUACCUUUCUUAUGGGCACGGGAUGCAACUGCAGGGCAACUUCACCCUCGCUGGAUUCUUUCCUCUCCACUACCUGACAACACAAAUCAAUGGUCUGCCUGCUUUGGUACCGUGCAAUGAAGGUACAGCCAACAAACAUGGCUAUUAUCUUUUGCAAGCAAUGAGAUUUGCUGUGGAAGAAAUCAACAACAGCACCGGACCCCAGCCUCUUUUACCAGGAGUGACGCUGGGCUACCAGAUGUAUGACAUCUGCUCCAGAGAGGCCAGCAUCCUGGCCUCUCUGGACCUGCUGAAGCAGCAGUAUCAAAGCCCCUCUGAGACUGAGGAGGACACAAACUACAACAACAGUCGCCAUGCAGUGGCUUUGAUUGGCCCCGACAGCAGCAGCAAUUCUUUCGGCCCUGCUGCUUUACUGGGGGCCCAUCUUAUACCUCAAAUAUCCUUUGAAGCCUCAAAUGAAAUGCUAAGCAACAAGUUCCGCUAUCCAUCCUUUCUCCGCACAAUUCCCAGCGACAAGAACCAGGUGGCAGCUAUGAUCCAGCUUAUGGUCCGUUUCAACUGGACCUGGGUUGCUAUCUUGGGCAGCGACAACAACUAUGGUCUGGAGGGCAUGCGGAGCCUCUCAGAGCAAGCACCAAAAUACGGCAUCUGCAUUGCCUACCAGGGAGUUAUCCCUGCGUACCGUAAAGACACGGUCCAGACAAUGAGGAAUGUGGUGGAUAAGCUACUGAAGACUAAGGUCACCACCACCGUGGUUUUCUCCAGCAAGUCAAAACUGAAAAACUUCUUCCCGUUUGUCAUUGAGCGGAACGUGACAGGUAAAGUGUGGAUUGGGACGGAGGACUGGUCAACUUCUUCUGUCAUAUCAGGGAUUCGUGGGAUCCACACUAUUGGGACUGUGCUUGGCGUGUCCAUCAAAUAUGCAGCCAUGCCUGGUUUUGAAGAGUUUGAGACAAAGGUAGUUGAGGCUGCAAUGCAACAGAGUGACACAUACGAAGUCUCUAACAUUACAAAUGACUGUCUACAGGGCACUGACCUGUACAGCCUCGCCAGGAAUAAGUUUAUUCUCGAGAAAAACGACAUCACUUCCUCCUUGAAUGUGUACAAGGCGGUGUACUCUGUGGCUCAUGCUCUGCACCGUGCACUUGGUUGUGAUUCUGGAGAGUGCCAAAUGAGGGACGUGUAUCCAUGGGAGCUGCUCUGGUUGAUAAAGGAUGUGCAUUUCUAUCUGGGCAACACCUCUGUGUACUACGACAGUAACGGUGACCCGCCCACAGGAUAUGACAUUGUGCUCUGGGUUUGGAAUGGCACUGAGUGUUCGCUCAGAGAGUUGGGCUCUUUCAGCCCAGAUCCAAUUACGCUCACAAUUGAUGCUGAUCUGAUUUACUGGGAUGGCACAGGAGAUUCAAGAUCGGUGCCGCUGUCAAUCUGCUCUCCACCGUGCCCGUUUGGCCACAAGAAGCUGCACACAGGGCACCACAUAUGCUGCUUCGACUGCCAGGCCUGCCCCUCCGCUACGUUUCUCAAUACUAGUGAGCCCACUACAUGCCAGCCAUGUCUCCCAGAGGAGUGGGCACCCCCAAAGAGCGAGCAGUGUCUGAAAAGGACUGUCCUGCUGCUGCCCUGGGACGCCCCCCUCUCCAUCGCCCUGCUGUUUUUCCUGGCCACCUGUCUUCUCAUGACCUCCAGUUCUGCAAUAAUCCUCCUGCUCAACCUGAACACGCCUGUUGCCAAGUCUGCUGGAGGGCGCACCUGCCUCCUGAUGCUGGCAGCCCUGACUGCCAGUGCCAUGAGCACUUUGUGCCAUUUUGGCCAGCCGUCUCCUCUGGCCUGCAUCCUCAAGCAGCCUCUAUUCGUCUUCAGCUUCACUGUGUGCCUGGCCUGCAUCACCGUGCGCUCUAUUCAGGUUGUGUGCAUUUUCAAAUUUGCAUCCAAGCUGCCGCCGGCCUAUGACAAAUGGGCCAAAAACAACGGGCCAGAGUACACCAUUUUUCUGGUGUCCGUCACCAUCUUGCUAAUUUCUGUAUUCCGUGUGGCCCUUAACCCCCCCAAGCCCUCAAAGGAUCUGAACUUCUACGAGCACAGCAUUGUGUUGGAGUGCAGUAACACCCUCUCCCCUGGUGCGCUCAAUGAGCUCGCUUAUGUGUCCCUGCUCAGCGCCCUCUGCUUCACUUUCAGCUAUAUGGGCAAAGACCUGCCAGCCAACUACAACGAGGCCAAGAGUGUGACCUUCAGCCUCAUGGUGUACAUGAUGUCCUGGAUGAGCUUCUUCACCCUCUACCUCAUCAGCAGAGGCCCGUUCACCACUGCCGCCCAUGUGUUCGCCAUACUCUUCAGCGUCCUGGCCUUCCUCAUGGGCUACUUCUUUCCCAAAAUCUAUAUUAUUGCCCUGAAGCCCCAAAUGAACACAAACGCACAUUUCCAGAACUGUAUUCAAAUGUAUACCAUGAACAAAUAA
This is a messenger RNA of Trematomus bernacchii (emerald rockcod), 2541 nucleotides long. RefSeq names its product taste receptor type 1 member 1. Gene Ontology annotation, cellular component: membrane. Bases 13 to 2541 code for a protein of 842 amino acids. Gene Ontology annotation, biological process: G protein-coupled receptor signaling pathway. The transcript has 6 exons. Gene Ontology annotation, molecular function: G protein-coupled receptor activity. The record is from RefSeq and is a predicted model, not a curated record. Lineage: Eukaryota; Metazoa; Chordata; Actinopteri; Perciformes; Nototheniidae.